Molecule: messenger RNA, 1737 nt
Organism: Closterium sp. NIES-65
Lineage: Eukaryota; Viridiplantae; Streptophyta; Zygnematophyceae; Desmidiales; Closteriaceae
Source: the annotation of a GenBank genome assembly
AUGGCUGGCGGCAACCCUCCAGCCUCGAGUCGCUCGCCAAGCGCAACUUAUUCCUCAGUCCCGCAGAGCGUCACCACCCGCGUCGCGUUCGUAUUGAUUGACGGAAUCGGUGACGUGGCGGUGCCGUCGUUGGGCGGCCGGACGCCGCUCGAGGCGGCACAUACGCCGAAUCUGGACGCAAUCGCGGCGGCGGGAGUCAACGGCCUGAUGGACCCUGUAGAACCCGGGCUGGCGUGCGGCAGUGACACGGCGCAUCUCUCGCUGCUGGGUUACAACCCCCGCCACCACUACAGGGGGCGGGGGGCGUUCGAGUCCAUGGGAGCCGGGAUUCCCAUGCAACCUGGCGACAUCGCUUUCAAGAGCAACUUCGCAGUGUUGGACGAGGCAACGGGGAUCGUGGUGAAGCGCCGGGCGGAUCGGCACUUUGAGGAGGAGGGGCCAAUCCUGUGCCGCCACCUGGACGGCCUCAAGAUCCCUGGAUUCCCGGACUACCAAGUCAGCAUCAAAUAUGCCACAGAGCACAGGUGCGGCGUGGUGGUUCGGGGCCCGGGUCUGUCUGACAGGAUCGGUGGCACCGACCCUCUGAAGGACGGGCGGGCGCUAGGUGUCGCGACGCCAUUGGACGACAGCCCGGAGGCAGACCUGACGGCUCGUGUGGUGAACGCUCUGAGCGAUGCGAUUCGGGCAGAAUUGAAAAAUCAUCCAAUCAACGCGCAGCGGGCAGCGCAGGGAAAGAAUGUGGCAAACGUGGUUCUUCUGAGAGGCUGCGGGAUCCGAAUUGAGGUGCCGUCAUUUAAGGAGAGGCACGGUAUGCGAGCCUGCAUGGUGGCCCCAACCAAGAUCAUCGCAGGCCUGGGACUCAGCCUCGGAAUUGACAUCCUGCACGUACCUGCAGCCACGGGCGACUACCGAACCUGCCUCGCCUCCAAAGCUGAGGCCGUAGCUGCCGCCCUGUCCACCUUACCUCCCCAUCCUGCUCCAGCCAAGCCCGAACCAACUGACCGAACCGACCAGAACGGUCAGAUCAAUCCGAUUGCUCCGAUCGGUCGAUCUGCACCGUUGAUUUCGGUUCCUGGGGAAGAUGAUCCGAGGGAAGGAUGCCCUGAGGGGUACGAGUUUGCUUUUCUGCACAUCAAGGCAGUGGACGAUGCCGGGCACGACAAGGCCAUUGAUCUCAAGGUGCGCGCGCUGGAGGCCGUUGAUCGCAUGGUGGGCCAGCUGGCGCACCGCCUGUGGCUGGUGCAGAGAGAGGGGGGGCAGGAAGAAGAGCAGCAGCAGGGGGGUAAUCAGGAGGAACACGAGAAGCAGCAGCAGCGGUGGGAGCAUCGGCCAAGGUUCUGCCUGUGUGUGACAGGCGAUCACUCCACGCCCAUUCUAUACGGCGACCACACAGAGGAGCCAGUUCCUCUAGCCAUCUGUGACCUCUCUGACUUCAUCCACACAGUGCCAGGAGGCGAGGCUGCUGUACUGGGUACAGAUCUGAGCCCCUUCCCCAUCCCCACCGCAGCCACUGUGGCUGCAGAGGGUGUCGCUGGGGCAAUCGGUGGAGUGAGGGAUAGAAAGGGGGAAGGAGGAGUGGAAGAAGGAGUGAAGACGGUGCGAGGGGUGGCUGGUUCUGUGGCCGGGGAUGGUGUGUCCAGGUUCAGUGAAUCUGCGGCGGCCAAGGGGAACCUGGGCCGGUUUCCAGGGAGUGAGAUGAUGCGCAUCAUUAAAUGGUGGUCAGGGCGGGGAUGCUAG